This is a messenger RNA of Dryobates pubescens (Downy woodpecker), 2179 nucleotides long. It is a transcript of the gene KCNK2, whose product is annotated as potassium two pore domain channel subfamily K member 2. Gene Ontology annotation, molecular function: outward rectifier potassium channel activity; potassium ion leak channel activity. Gene Ontology annotation, cellular component: membrane. The coding region runs from base 417 to 1652 and encodes 411 amino acids. The record is from RefSeq and is a predicted model, not a curated record. The transcript is spliced from 7 exons. Gene Ontology annotation, biological process: stabilization of membrane potential; potassium ion transmembrane transport. NCBI's taxonomy places the organism in Eukaryota, Metazoa, Chordata, Aves, Piciformes, Picidae.
GGCUCGGGCCGCUCCGCACGCUCCGCGUACCGGAGCACGCACGGACACACACGCACGGAGACACACACUGGCUCUCUCACGCACGGACACACAGAGCACCCACACACUCACACGCCGUGAUGUGCGAUGCGCGAUGCGCGACGUGAGGCACCUCGCACGCCCCGGGGCCGGGGGGAGCCGGCGGGAUCUGCGCUGCCAGCCCGCCCGCCCCUGCCGCUCCCUCUCCUCCAGACCCAUCCAUCAGUCUCUUCCUCUCGGUCUUCUUCUUUCUUUCUUUUCUUUCUUUCUUUCUUUUUUAAAAAAAUCCUUUUUUAAACAUUUUUUAAAUUUUUAAUUUCUUCUAACUGUAUCUACUCAAGCCCUGAAAAAAUGCCUGCCCGUGGAGCGAGGAGAGGGCACCGGGUCGGUAAAUAAGAAUGGCGGCGCCUGACUUGCUGGAUCCCAAAUCGGCCACUCAGAACUCCAAACCAAGAUUAUCAUUUUCCACCAAGCCUACAGUGCUCACUUCACGGGAGGAAAGUGAUUCAGCUAUUAAUGUUAUGAAAUGGAAGACAGUCUCAACAAUCUUUCUGGUGGUAGUUGUAUAUUUGAUAAUUGGAGCAACAGUAUUUAAAGCCCUGGAGCAGCCUCAUGAGACCUCCCAGAGAACCACCAUUGUGAUUCAGAAGCAGACGUUUGUAUCUCAGCAUUCCUGUGUGAAUGCAACAGAGCUUGAUGAACUGAUUCAGCAAGUAGUGGCAGCAAUAAAUGCGGGAAUCAUACCUUUAGGAAACACAACUACUCAGAUCAGUCACUGGGACUUGGGAAGUUCCUUCUUCUUUGCUGGCACUGUUAUUACCACAAUAGGCUUUGGAAACAUCUCUCCACGCACACAAGGUGGAAAGAUAUUCUGUAUCAUCUAUGCCUUAUUGGGAAUUCCCCUGUUUGGUUUUCUGUUGGCUGGUGUUGGAGAUCAACUAGGAACAAUCUUUGGAAAAGGAAUUGCCAAAGUAGAAGAUACCUUUGUUAAAUGGAAUGUGAGUCAGACAAAGAUUCGCAUAAUUUCAACAAUUAUAUUCAUACUGUUUGGCUGCGUGCUGUUUGUUGCUCUUCCUGCAGUUAUAUUCAAGCACAUAGAAGGCUGGAGUACACUAGAUGCAAUUUACUUUGUGGUUAUCACUUUAACUACCAUUGGAUUUGGUGACUAUGUUGCAGGAGGAUCAGAUAUUGAGUACCUAGAUUUUUACAAGCCAGUGGUGUGGUUCUGGAUCCUUGUUGGACUUGCUUACUUUGCAGCUGUACUCAGCAUGAUUGGAGACUGGCUAAGAGUCAUAUCAAAAAAGACAAAGGAAGAGGUAGGGGAAUUCAGAGCCCAUGCUGCAGAGUGGACAGCCAAUGUCACCGCAGAGUUCAAAGAAACUCGAAGGCGCCUGAGCGUGGAGAUCUAUGACAAAUUCCAGCGAGCAACCUCCAUCAAAAGGAAGCUCUCUGCCGAACUUGCUGUCAACCACAAUCAAGACCUGACCCCUUGCAAGAGAACCCUGUCAGUCAACCAUCUCACCAGUGAGAAGGACAUCUUGCCAGCUCUAACAAAGACAGACAGCAUUUACAUGAAUGGUUUGACUCCGCACUGUGCAGCAGAAGAGAUAGCUGUUAUUGAAAAUAUUAAGUAGCCAUGACUUUGGAUCCCAGUCCUUGAGAAGCUCUUGGCUUAGACUAGCCAUAUACCAUUUUUUCCUCCACCCUGUUGAUGAUAAAUGCUAAUGGCAUUUUAUAUGUGUGCAUGAGUUCCACAGAAACUACAGUCCAGAGUUACCAUCACAUCUCUUCAAAGACACAAAGAUGAAUGGCACUUCUGUUAUCGAAAGAUGCUGGAACAAGGAAUGUCUUCUGCCUUUAUCUGCCCAGACUGUUUUUCACUUCUAAUGUGCCAUACGGCCUCAAGAAUGAAUCACACUCCUUUAUGUUAACAAUGUAGCUUUGAGGGAUCAGUCCUUUAAAAUUUCAGGGUCUACCUUACUGAGCCUAGGAAUGGACCAUUUCUGGACUACAACACAUUUGUAAAUGGCAAGAAAUUCUUAUGCAGCCUUUUACCUAAGAAAUUUUUGUCAGUGCCUUAUCUUUUGAAGAACCAGAACCUCUACAGUUCCUGUAUGGUUUUUCUUUGGUUGGUGUUUUGGUUUGGUGUUGUUUUUUGUUU